GCUCUUCCUGAUGGAUCCCAUCGUGUUAGAGAGUAACGCGAGCGAACUCGGUGCUGCAGAUCAGCAGCAGCAGCAGCAGCAGCAACCCCAUCAGCAACAGCAGCAGCAACAGUACGGCGAAGUGAACCAAUUGGGUGGUGUGUUCGUGAACGGUCGACCUUUGCCGAACGCGGUCAGGUUGCGAAUAGUGGAGCUUGCACAGCUGGGCAUCAGGCCGUGCGACAUCUCGCGGCAGCUGCGGGUCAGCCAUGGUUGUGUCAGCAAGAUCUUGGCCCGGUACCACGAGACAGGCAGCAUACUGCCUGGCGCGAUCGGUGGCAGUAAACCCCGGGUGACCACCCCGAAAGUGGUGCAGUACAUCAAGCAACUGAAGCUCAAGGAUCCGGGGAUCUUCGCUUGGGAGAUCAGAGACCGCUUGCUGUCUGACGGCGUGUGCGACAAGUACAAUGUGCCAUCGGUGAGCAGCAUCUCGAGGAUACUGAGGAACAAGGUCGGCGCUGCAACCGCGAUUCAUCAUCAUCCCCAUCAUCCGGCGCAUCAUCACCAUCAUCAUCAUUUGUACGCGGCCGCGGCCGCGGCUGGAGCCGCGCUCUGUCCUGUCCCGUAUCCGCCGACGCCCUAUCACGCCACGCCGCCGCCCGCUGUAACGCAUCAUCACCAUCAUCAUCAUCAUCAAGUUGGGCCGACGACGCCGGGCAAGCUGUCGCCGUCCUCUCCGACCACGAUUCACGCCGGUGUCGGCCAUCAGACGUCCGCUUCCGCUGGCUUACAGUGGCCUAGCCCUCACACGGUCCACGACAUCCUCGCCUCCGGUUGCAACCUCACGAAUCCCCAGUCGUCCCCGUCGCCGACCUCGCCCCUCUGCGCCACUGUCAACAAUAAUCACCACCACGGUCACCAUCAUCAUCACCAGAGCAACGACAACGCUGCCAGCAACAACAACAACGAGGAGACCAGCGGUUACCAUCAUCCGCACCACCAUCAUCACCACCAUCAGCAGUAUUACGCGUCGGCUCUGUACCACCAUCAUCAUCAUCACCAUUCGGACAGCGUGACCCCCGUGGCGACCACGUCGCCUGUCCUCACUGUGCAGUCCAUCAUGAUGCAAUCCUCGGCAACGAACAGUCAGCCGGCAAGUCCCUGUAAUUGAAUUGCACGCGAUUAAUAGGGUGUUGUUGAUCGAACGAAACGCGAGUGAAAAGACUGCUGGUCGUGGUUUACCUAGUGGAUGCACGCGAUUAGGGUAAGGGUAUACUAUGUAACGAUUAAUACGUAAGCGACGUGUGAUCAAGGAGGAAGAUCGGAGUUACGAGUGACUGUGAGAGCAAGGACGAGACACAAGACGAGGAGGAUAUGAAUAAAUACGUGUGCAGUUGGCGCAAGGCGAAAACGGUAUAUCAUCUCCACCAGUAUUAUGUAUUUUUAUCGUCAUUUGCCAAGAGUGCCUUUUUUCGAGUGCCAUAACGGAAAGCGAUUGUAUGUUUGUUAUAUUUGUAACGGACUGUGAGAUACCACGGAACUUUAACGAGAAAAAUUUGCACCUGUUACUCCUGCGAACUGCGAAUAUUCGUUUAGUCCUUUAGCCCGUUGUUUUUGUACGUUUGUUCGAUCUUUGCGUAGAUUUAAUGGUAUAAUCGUUAAGGAAGAACCGUCUAAGC
This is a messenger RNA of Eufriesea mexicana, 1658 nucleotides long. RefSeq names its product paired box protein Pax-1. Gene Ontology annotation, molecular function: DNA-binding transcription factor activity, RNA polymerase II-specific; RNA polymerase II cis-regulatory region sequence-specific DNA binding. The record is from RefSeq and is a predicted model, not a curated record. Lineage: Eukaryota; Metazoa; Arthropoda; Insecta; Hymenoptera; Apidae. Gene Ontology annotation, biological process: regulation of transcription by RNA polymerase II; anatomical structure development. The coding region runs from base 11 to 1150 and encodes 379 amino acids. The transcript has 3 exons.